UCAGUUCAGUUGUCAGUUGUGCUGUCAUUGUGGUGUCAGUUCAGUUCAGUUGUCAGUUGUGUUUGCCACUGUUAUAAUAUUGAAUACACUUGAUUUGAUUGAAUACUUAUGUUUUAUAACGGUUAAUAAUUAAAUUGUUUUGAAUUAUUUAUACCCAAAAUUUUGUCAGUGAAUUAAUUAAUAAUAAAUAAGUAGAGAGGCAACAUAAUUAAGACUAAUUGUAUGUUCAAGAAAGUUUAACUUUCAAAAAGGUUACAUUCAGUUAACAUUUAUAAAAUAACAGCCUAAAAGGUGUUUAAUAUGAGUACUUUAGAUAAUUCCGACACAAAAACUCUUAAUGACAAAAACGAUGGUAAAGGAGGGACAACCGACGCCGAUAGUAGUGAAAAUAGUCAGAGUAAAGGGGAACAUGCAAGUAUAGUUGCUGCUCAUUACAACCACAUAGAAGAAAAGGGGUUAAGAGAACGGUUUAAUUCUCCUAUUUUCUAUUUGAGAAACUUUAAUAAUUGGGUCAAAAGUGUAUUAAUACAGGAGUACAUAGAUAAAGUGAGGGAAAAAGACUAUGGUAAAGCUUUGAAAGUCCUUGAUAUUUGCUGUGGUAAAGGAGGCGAUUUAAGUAAAUGGCAAAAAGCUAGAGUAGAUCACGUCGUUUUUGCCGACAUAGCUGAAGUGUCAGUACAGCAGUGUCAAGCACGCUAUGAAGAUUUGAAGCGUCGACAAGGCCAUUUGUUCUCUGCUGAAUUUAUUGCUCUCGAUUGCACUAAAGCAGCCUUAAGACAAAAGUACAGAGAUCCUUCUAUAAACUUUGACUUGGUUAGUUGUCAGUUUGGGCUGCAUUAUAGUUUUGAAAGUUUGGGUCAAGCAAGAAGGAUGCUUACAAAUAUAUCAGAAUGCCUAAGACCUGGUGGAUAUUUCUUUGGUACAAUACCUAAUGCAUAUGAAAUUGUUUCUAGAGCACAAAAAUCAAUGGAUAAUAUGUUUGAAAAUAGAAUAUACAAAAUCAAAUUGUUGUUUGACCCAAAAAAUGGCUAUCCUCUUUUUGGUGCCAAAUAUGACUUUCAUUUAGAAGGAGUAGUGGAUUGUCCAGAAUUUCUAGUAAAUUUCAAGUUAUUUGUAAAACUUGCUUCAGAAUAUGGACUUGAAUUAGUAUAUCAAGCAGGGUUUUCUGAUUUUUAUAAUGAUUAUUCAGUAAAAUACAAACAACUGAUACAAAGAAUUAUGUGUUUUGAAACAUAUCCACCACCACAUGGAAAAGAAUUAAUAGGCAAUGAGGCAGAAUAUGAACAUGCUAAAGUAUUUUGGGAAAGUAAUAAUUAUAAGACUGAAGAUACUUGCCUUGGUACUAUGAGUUCCUGUGAGUGGGAAGUUGCAACAAUUUACAUGGCAUUUGCAUUUAAGAAAUGUAAAUCUUCUUGGGAUGUCAAUGGAAAGGCAACAUAUAUUAGUUCCUCUUCAAAUAAUGAAUCUGGGGGA
Messenger RNA from Papilio machaon (common yellow swallowtail), 1473 nucleotides. RefSeq names its product mRNA cap guanine-N7 methyltransferase (gene Rnmt). The record is from RefSeq and is a predicted model, not a curated record. The transcript is spliced from 2 exons. The annotation marks the transcript as partial. Gene Ontology annotation, cellular component: nucleus. Gene Ontology annotation, molecular function: mRNA 5'-cap (guanine-N7-)-methyltransferase activity. NCBI's taxonomy places the organism in Eukaryota, Metazoa, Arthropoda, Insecta, Lepidoptera, Papilionidae. Gene Ontology annotation, biological process: 7-methylguanosine mRNA capping.